Messenger RNA from Myodes glareolus (Bank vole), 1737 nucleotides. RefSeq names its product olfactomedin like 3 (gene Olfml3). The record is from RefSeq and is a predicted model, not a curated record. Lineage: Eukaryota; Metazoa; Chordata; Mammalia; Rodentia; Cricetidae. Gene Ontology annotation, biological process: signal transduction.
CCGCCCCCCACCCCGCCCCCAAAGCUAACGGGCUGGAGGGAAAGAGGCCGAAGGCACACUCCUACUCUGGCCCCACUUAAGGCUGCCAUGGGGCCCAGUGCUCCUCUGCUGCUUUUCUUCUUGUUGUCAUGGACGGGACCCCUUCAGGGACAGCAGCACCACCUUGUGGAGUACAUGGAACGCCGACUAGCUGCCUUAGAGGAACGGCUGGCCCAGUGCCAGGACCAGAGUAGCCGGCAGGCUGCCGAGCUGCGGGACUUCAAGAACAAGAUGCUGCCCCUACUGGAGGUGGCAGAGAAGGAGCGCGAAGCACUCAGAACUGAGGCAGACACCAUCUCGGGGAGAGUGGACCGUCUGGAACGGGAAGUGGACUAUCUGGAGACCCAGAACCCCGCUUUGCCCUGUGUGGAGCUGGAUGAGAAGGCGACUGGAGGCCCUGGGGCCAAAGGCAAGAGCCGAAGAAACGAGAAGUAUGACAUGGUGACAGACUGUGGCUACACCAUCUCUCAGGUGAGGUCAAUGAAGAUCCUGAAGCGGUUUGGUGGCACCUCUGGUCUAUGGACCAAGGAUCCACUGGGGCCAGCAGAGAAGAUCUACGUGUUAGAUGGUACACAGAAUGACACAGCUUUCGUCUUCCCAAGGCUGCGAGACUUCACUCUUGCCAUGGCUGCCCGGAAAGCUUCCCGAAUUCGGGUGCCCUUCCCCUGGGUAGGCACAGGACAGCUGGUGUAUGGCGGCUUCCUGUAUUAUGCUCGAAGGCCUCCUGGAGGGCCCGGCGGGGGUGCUGAAUUGGAGGAUACUCUUCAGCUGAUCAAAUUUCACCUGGCAAACCGAACCGUGGUGGACAGCUCGGUGUUCCCUGCGGAGAAGCUGAUACCCCCCUAUGGGCUGACAGGAGACACCUAUAUUGACCUGGCAGCUGACGAGGAGGGCCUUUGGGCUGUCUAUGCCACUCGGGACGAUGACAGGCAUUUGUGUCUAGCCAAGUUAGAUCCGCAAACGCUUGACACGGAGCAGCAGUGGGACACGCCAUGUCCCCGAGAGAACGCAGAGGCGGCGUUUGUCAUCUGCGGGACCCUGUACGUAGUCUACAACACCCGCCCAGCCAGCCGGGCCCGCAUUCAGUGCUCCUUUGACGCCAGCGGUACGCUGACCCCUGAACGGGCCGCACUCUCUUACUUUCCACGCCGUUAUGGUGCCCAUGCCAGCCUUCGCUAUAACCCCCGUGAGCGCCAGCUGUAUGCCUGGGAUGAUGGCUACCAGAUCGUCUACAAGCUGGAGAUGAGGAAGAAAGAGGAGGAAGUGUAAGCACCUUGUGCUUUUGGUUCUCCUAUCCCCACACAUUUAUAUUCUUAUUAAAUCUCCUGCUGGCCUUUCUUCAAAUGAAGGCCAGUGGUGGCUCAUACCCCCUAAUUUUUUAAACAACAACAACAACCAAAUUUUCCUAGCCCCCUUGUUUUAUGCAGAACUCCAGAUCUUGAGUAACCUUUUAGAACCAAAACAGCAAACACCCUAAAGCUUCACUCCUGCUCUGUGUCCAUAAAUUUUAGUCCCAAACCCAGAACCCUGACCUUUGGAUAGGGUCAACCCCAGACAGGAGAAUGACCCAAGGGAGAGAAGAACUCAAGGAGACAACUUUUCUCUCCUUCAUUCACCCUUCCAGUGUGGGGAAGAAGGGGGCUUUCCCCAAAUCACUUUGUAUGGCAACAUUUUGCAUUAAAAGGAAAACCCACCGUU